Molecule: messenger RNA, 2748 nt
Organism: Aspergillus terreus NIH2624
Lineage: Eukaryota; Fungi; Ascomycota; Eurotiomycetes; Eurotiales; Aspergillaceae
Exons: 3
Coding region: 1-2748 (915 amino acids)
Source: RefSeq, a predicted model, not a curated record
AUGGCAAACGCGCCGGCAGAAUGCAGAAAGAAGAGGCCAGGGCGUCGCACUAUAAGCGGAUCGGCUGGACAAAAGAUAAAGUGGAGGAUCCUCAUGUUCUGCGACCAACGCCACAAGAGACUGGUCGCCGCUCGGUCGACUCACAAGGAUAAAAGAGAUAGAACGGCUAGGAUGACAGCACAGCACCAGCACGCCGGGAGAACCUCGUUACGGGCGAAAGAGAUUGCGGCCGGACUGUCCCUGCUCUCGGUCCACGCAGACGUCCGCCUGUUUUCGAUUAUCCCCGCGGACUCCAUGGAAACCAGACGCUACUGGGAUAUUGCGAAGCCCCUGGUGGCAGAGCUGUGUGACGAGUGGAGUAAAGACGGCCGUUGUGCCAAGUGCACCCCCGAGACGCUGGUAAACCAGGAUGAGGAAUACCGCCUCACCCGUCGCCGGCUAGGGGUAGUGGACGACGCCGCUCCCGCUCUAAGUCCCGUUCCGUCGCCGGAGUGGGCCUUUUUCCCGCAGUCCCCAGCCGGCGAGUGGAUUGACAACAUGGGUUGGAGCGUUCCUGACAAUGACAACACCGCACCGACCGGUGUGAGCGACAUCCACAGUCAGGAACCGUACGAUAAAGAUCGGCUGGCAGACAGUGAAAGGCGGCAUGGAAGCCAAGGUGGCUGUGGUGAAAGCAAUGGGUCUGGAGGCAGUGGCCGCGUAACUCCAUCAGUGGUUGAGAGCAUGGAGGAUGCGUUGUUCGUCGGUCCCGCGGAAGCAACCGCUGGCGCAGAUUUCGAUCGGCUGCUGCACGCGACCACCGAGUAUUCAGAUCUUCUCGACGAGUGGCCAAGCUCACCGUCGGUCGAGUCGGUCGAGGAUGGCGGACACCAGACUAUCAGCGCCCGCUCGACCAGCGCCCGCUCGACUCCCACGACUCCUUUAGGUAAUCCGACCAACAUCGAGGACUGUAUAGACCCGGGGUCGGCGUCCCAGUCAUCGCCGCCGCCGGACGGACGCAGCCAGUCACCAGACGCAACAGCAGCCCAAGAACCAACCCAGACGUCGUCCGAGUUGACUCCAGCGGCGAUCGAGGAGCUGGUCCGCAGUUGGCGCGUACCGGAGAACCUAGAGCAGGCCAUCGCGGAGACGUUCUCCUGCCCAGCACCCCUCGAGCCGGAAGCAGCCGCGGAGACGGCGCCGCCAUUCAGCCUCGACCAGGACCACGCGGAGGAACGAGACCCAGCGUACAGCCCCGCUGGGAUUCAUGAGAUCCGCGACCUGCGGAACACGGCACUGCGACAGGUCCAAGACCGAGUGAAGCGAACCCUGUAUGGUCACACAUUGGCCGUGAGCGAUGUCGAGCGACUGUUUGACGAGAUAGCGAACAUCCGUCCGAUCACAGAGUUCACUAUUAACCUCGUGUGCGACAAGCUCCAUCGCACGCAUCCUGCACCCGGCGUCUGGGUGGGCCACGUCGCAUGGGAACAGCAAGCUCCGGAUGGCGGCCUGCCUCGGGACUCGGUCCAUGAAACCCUUCUGUUACCUACGGGCACGCCGGGCCAGUGGUCUCUGGUUGAAGUAGACGCCGUUCGGGGUAGCAUCGUGCAUCAUCGUUUUGCAGCCGCCCGAUCGGACGAGGCGUCCACGGCGACCUGUCAACCACAUCUUCCCUGUGCAUCCUGCCGUCUCGCAGCCGACGCGCUCACCGUAUCGCUCCGCGAAUCCAGCACGCGGUGCCCCGAAUGGCAUCUCGAAUCCUCGGCCCUCCACUGCCGUGCGGGGGAUGGGAUCGCCUUGCUCUGGGCGUUAGAACAACGCGCCGGUGGGGGCAGCCUGGACGCAGGGCCUCCCGCCGACUUUGGCCGCCGGCUCGCCGAAUCGAUCGUCACCGAGAUGUGUCGGCGGGGGGAUCCGUUAACGCCGCCCACCGAGUCCGAGGAUCGGUCGCCGCAGCUCAAGGCACGGCAGCGCUGGUUGUCCUUCCAGAGCCGCUCCGACCGCCCGACCAGCCUCGUAGGGACCUGGGAGGCGAUGGCCGGGAUGCCCAUGGCCAACGCGCCCAUCGGGUGGGAUGCGGCGGAUCGGCUGAUGCGAAUGGUGUUCAACAUCGCGUCGCCGGCGGUUCUGCUGGGGAUUAAACAUCAGUUGCGCCACCUCCGGACCGGAUUGAGCGCGGCCCCGGGGGCCUUUACCCGCAACGCAGCGGGGGCAUUUGCGGCGGGGAUGUGGCACGACACGAACGAGCACGCGUCGCGCGUCGGGCUCGUGCUAAGCUAUUGGGCGAUCCACGACCACCGCCAGCGGCGACAGCAGGAGGGAUACCCCGACGCGGUGGGCCAAACCGUGGACGAUAUCGUGUCUCAGCUCCCACACCCCCAGCCCGACCGGGGUCUGGUGGUCGAGAAGGUCAAGGAGUGGAGCCGGCGGGCAUGGCCCUGGAACCAACUGGUGCGCAUCGCGGGCUCCCCUAACAUCCUCUGUUUCCUCCCGCAGGGCGUGCGGCUUUUUCCCGGGGAGGAUGAAUGGCGGAUGACGGACUACCGCCGGCUGAAGAAGGCCCAAUUCGACCUUAUAGAGCGGGUGUUUCGUGAGCAUCGCGCACUGCUGCUGAGAUCGGUGCCGGCGGAUUUCUUCGAGGUGUUCCUCUACCGACGGCUCCCGGGCACUCGGUUCGCCAUCGAGGGGUGGAGCGACGACGAGAUCCUUCGCGAACCCCUAGAUUCGGCAAAGUUUGACCAUGCGUUUGAACCUGUUUCUGUGAGCUAG